AUUUCGUGUUCUCACGAAUAGCUGACCAACCUCACGUACGGUUAUUUCAGUGUGAUCCAAACAUAUGCAUCCGUUAUUCAUUAAACCCAGAGCGAUAACGCGCGUUCUCGGAAAAACUGCAUGAUUGAGAUCACCUGUGAAAGUUCGGUGUGCCGAACUCUCACCUGAGUGAAACCUUCAGGAAUCCGUGAAAAUGCCGCGGUUUCCCAGCUAUUUUGUACAUUAUCGAAAUCCUCGGUUGAAGUGGAAUGUGGGUCUCUUGGCGCGUUUACCGGAAUGUUACAAGGAAUUUUACGAAGAAUGGCAAUAUGGCGUGAGAACUCCAGUUCAUUGGAUCCCGAAAGAGCAAGAAUACGCUCGUGACAACGAAACGGGUGAAAUUAAGCGAUUCGAGAACCAUGAGAUUCCAGCUAUCUACCCACCCGAAUCACAUUCGGCAUUAUGGGGCGGUGAGGGUGUGUUGUACGGUUUCGAGAAGCGGAAACAUUAUCACGCCAAAGUUCCUAUGUUUUGGACUCCUUUUCUGAAGCGUAGUGUGAUUUAUAGUGAAAUUUUGGAUAAAUACCUCUCUACCGUCGUGACAGAGCGAGUUUUGCACAACAUCGACGCUCACAAAGGAUUGGACUUCUAUCUUUUGAAGACGUCUGCAGCGGAUCUGCAGUCCUUGCUGGCGUUGAAGUUGAAGCGGUUUUUGUAUCAAGAGCUGGCCUCGACAUCGGAUCAACCGGAUGUUCGGACGACCAAAAUCCGCCAAAAAUACGAUCACUUGAAAAUUCCAGCCGAGCAUGCAGAAUGGUAUGGUCUCAGUUUGAGGGAAGCUUGUGAAAAGCUUCAGUAUUCGGAGGAACACGCCCCGAAAUUCCCCUUGAAGAACAUUUUUCGGCAAGAACUGAUCGAGGUGCUGAAAGAUAGGAAGAGAAGCGAUUUAGAAACUCGGGAGGAAUCUACGUCGGGGGCAUCCGGAUGGUUAUCAAAAAUUCCUGGGUUCAAGAAGGCUGCUGGCUAA
Notodromas monacha is the source of this 1006-nucleotide messenger RNA. The record is from the annotation of a GenBank genome assembly. Lineage: Eukaryota; Metazoa; Arthropoda; Ostracoda; Podocopida; Cyprididae.